GAUAUAUACACAAUUAUGGUUCUAGCCGCCGAGACCAUGGAGCAAUUAUUUCAGAGGCUGAGCAUAUCAAGCGUGGUCAAUACCACGCCCGUGGUUCGCUUGCAAACCCACAUCCAGUCGUUCAAAAUCAAUCCUGAAGACCUUACCUACCCGCCACAAUUUGCCCCGCUUUUUAAGAACAAAUUCAGUGAAGGCCCAUUACAACCUAAGGAUAAGAUAUUCUGCAAGAGUGUCAAAACUUUCAUGGCACCGGGGUUGAACCCUUCAACGUACAAGAAUUUUCUUCACGUUUUGUUAUAUGCUCAAGAGUAUGCUGAAGAGGAUGAGUUGCACAAAUGUGCCAGAUUCGACGUUCCUUUGACAUAUGAAGAAGAGCCCGAAUCGAAGCGCAUUCUACCUUGUUUGUAUCUGGAUGGCGUGGAGGACAAUCGCCCGAGAAUCAACCCCUACGAUGAAAUUCAGAUCAGUUUCGAUGGUGUAACUGCCAAAAUGAGUACUGUAUACUCAGUGGAAGGCAACCGAGUUUUUUUCAUAAACCAUAACUGGUUUCCGAAGGGUCGAGCCGUGAUUUGCCGACGAGUGAAUUUCAUCUUGAACCGAAGUAACUUUAUUCGUGGCCAUGGUUGUAUCGAAGAAAUGACCACAUCAAGGAUCGCCCGGCUGUUUCCACUUAAAGGGGCCUUGACGGUCAAAGUUCCAUCGCAAUUCAAAUUGACCAAAACGGACCUUUUGAACAAAAAUAUUGCCGACAACGAAGAGCAAUUUGCUGCAGUGAAUGGUAUUCUAAAUGCAACAAGUGGCAUUUAUCCUUAUCUUUUGUUCGGACCUCCUGGAACUGGGAAAACUGUGACCUUGGUAGAGGCCAUUUCCCAAGUCUUUUUUCAAAACAAAGCUGCCAAGAUCUUGGUUUGCGCUCCGAGCAACACUGCGGCUAAUCUCUUGGCGGUUAGAUUGUCAGAAAAUAUCCCUGAAGCCUCGAUUAUGCGAGGCUUGUCGCGAACUCACAAAUUAGAAAACUUGCCAGCAAACUUGGCAAAUAUUUCCCUCAUUGCACCGUUGUGGCAAAAAUCGAUUGGUCAGUUUCACGUUGUUGUGACCACUUUGUCUUCGGCGGGAUGGAUUAAUGCACCAGGCCGUAAAAAGAAUCAGACUAAUUACGUGUUUUCUCACGUUUUCAUUGAUGAGGCAGGUCAAUCAACCGAAACUGAGGCCCUUUUCGCCAUCGCGAGGACCACGAACUCCCAAAGCUUAUUAGUUCUUUCAGGCGAUCCCUAUCAAAUGGGACCGGUGGUUAAGUCCGAAGUUGCCAAGCACUAUAGGUUUGAGAUAUCGCUGAUGGAGAGACUGAUGAAGACUUCCUCUGUGUAUAAGAAAACUGGCCCCAAAAACCAGCUGGAUCCCCGGUUCAUUACCAAGUUGGUCAAGAACUUUCGAUCGCACGAAGACUUAUUGGAAGUGCCGUCAUUUCUCUUCUACGACAACGAAUUGGUGGCCUGUCAGCCAAUUCAUAAUUUCUACCUGAAAACUGCCUUUCCAUUAAUUUUUCACGGGGUACUCGGCGCCCAUUCCCGGGACCCAAAAUCGACGUCCCUGUUCAACUCGCAAGAAGUGAAUGAGGUCUUGACUUACAUUGACAAGCUACGCUGGAUUUUCCCGGAUGAGGAAAUUGGCAUUAUCUCGCCUUAUCGGUCGCAAGUACGGCACAUCAAAAAACGCCUAGGGGAGACGAGCAUCAUGGUGGGCUCAACUGAGGAAUACCAAGGUCAAGAGAGGCGUGUCAUUCUGAUAUCGACCGUUCGAUCUAGUUUGGGUUUGGAAACGGCCCUUAACAAUGCAAAACAAGCCCCAAGCCUUGGGUUUUUGACAAGUGAACGAAGGUUCAACGUGGCUGUGACGAGAGCUAAGGAGUUGAUGCUGAUUAUUGGAGAUCCCGAUCUGUUAUCCAAGGAGCCGAAUUGGAAGCUUUUAAUUGAUUUCAUCAUUCUCAAUGGUGGCUACACUGGAUGCAAGUACCAAAGAGCCACACAGUUACUUGGUGGAACACGCAUUUAGAAGGAUAAUGCCGCACAUUAUCCAAUUCAUUUAUUCAUCCCGUGCAACAUUCAGAUUGAUUGGUUGUACCAAGAAAUCGAUAUCAUUAGUGCCUUCUACUAUGUGUCAGAUUAUAUGUAACAUCUAAA
Tigriopus californicus is the source of this 2180-nucleotide messenger RNA. RefSeq names its product putative helicase MOV-10. The record is from RefSeq and is a predicted model, not a curated record. The coding region runs from base 16 to 2052 and encodes 678 amino acids. The transcript is spliced from 4 exons. NCBI's taxonomy places the organism in Eukaryota, Metazoa, Arthropoda, Copepoda, Harpacticoida, Harpacticidae. Gene Ontology annotation, molecular function: helicase activity.